GAACUUGGUGUUUUACUUUGAACAAGGUGUUGGACACAUUCCUCACAGAUGUUGGUCCAUAUUGACAUGACAACAUCACACAGCUGCUGCACGUCUAGGAUGAAUCUCCCGUUCCAUCCCAAAGGAGCUCCACUGAGAUGUGGUGACUUGGAGGCCAUUGGAGCACAGUGAGCUCAUCGUCAUGUUUGUGUGUAAUGACUGUGGUCAUUAAGGGAUGCACAUGGUCAGCAUCUAAACCAUGCUCAGUGGGUACUAAGAGGAAAAUACCCCCUACCAUCACCCGUUGGGACGAGGCAGGAUGGAUCCAUGCCUUCAUGUGUACUCCACAUUGUGACCAUCUGAAUGUGCUGCUGCAAUGAGACCAGGAGACGUUUGUCCACUCUUCUGUUGUCCAUUGUGAGAUUCAACAUAUUUAUGUGUACAUUUAACAGGUUACUCUGUACAAUGACAUUCUUAUCUCGCUAUGCCCUCCUUCCACAGAGCUAAAGAUGUCAAAUGAAACCAUAGAGUAAAAAUAAAUAUAUUUACACACUAAAGAGCACAAUGUAUAAAUAUGUGCAUGCGUUAGCAUACGCUAAAGUACGUUUUUGGGAUGAGACUGAGUUGUAGUGUGUUUCCUGUUAGCUGACAGGAGGGGCCCCUUGUGUUCUUCUGCUUCAAGGUUCCAUGUGUUGUGCGUUCAGAGAUGGUGUUGUGUGUCCUUGCAUUUUAGUCCACACACCUGCCGCUCACUGGAUAUUUCCUCUUUUUGGGACCAUCCCCUAGAGAGGAUGAGCAGUUUGUGACAUGCAGUCUGGAUCGGAUUCUCCUGAUCCUGGUCAAAAGUCAGUCCGGAGGUCUCCACAGAGAAGCAGUAAAGGGAAGGAUGAAAGGAAAGGAGGAUACCUGUUGAAGGAGGUGAAAAGGAGAGGAAGGAUGGAGAGGAGCAGAGACGAGGAGGAGGAGGAGGAGGAGGAGCUCAUCGACAGACUGCAGGCGCUGGACGUGUCCCGCAGAUCAAAGGUCACAGGAACAGGUCUUGUUUACUCUGAGAUCUUCACUCAUCAUAAGAACCUGAGAGACUCCAGUCAUCCAGAGACACCCGACAGAGUGACGUCCAUCAUGGAGGAGCUGGACAGACAGGACCUGCUGUCUCACUGCACUACAGUGCAGAUCCGAGAAGCUGUAGAAGAAGAGCUGCUGAUGUGUCACACGAAGCAGUACGUUGAUCUGAUGAAGUCGACCCAGACAAUGACAGAAAGUGAACUUCAGAUUCUGUCUGAGGGAUACGACUCUGUGUACAUUGAUCCUGAGUCCUACAAGGUGUGUGUGUCUGCGGUGGGUUCUGUCCUCCAGCUCGUCGAUAUGGUCAUCAAGUCUGAGCUCAGGAACGGAUUUGCUGUAAUCAGACCCCCAGGUCAUCACGCUCAGGCCAACGAGGCCAACGGGUUCUGUGUCUUCAACAAUGUGGCUAUUGCAGCUCGAUACGCUCAGAGCAGACAUGCCGUCCGCCGGGUGUUGAUAGUGGACUGGGAUGUUCAUCAUGGUCAGGGAAUCCAGUACCAGUUCCAGGAUGACCCCAGUGUCCUGUACUUCAGUGUCCACAGGUAUGAGCAGGGAUCUUUCUGGCCUCACCUUUUAGAGUCUGACUGUCACUUUGUUGGCUGCGGACGAGCUGAAGGAAAAAACAUCAACCUGCCCUGGAACAAAACUGAGAUGACAGAUGCAGAUUAUAUUGCAGCUUUUCAACAACUCUUACUCCCUGUAGCUUACGAGUUUCAUCCUCAGCUGGUUCUGGUCUCUGCUGGAUUUGAUGCUGCAGUUGGAGAUCAGAAGGGAGAGAUGUGUGUCUCUCCUCAGUGUUUUCAUAUCCUCACUCACAUGCUGAUGAGUUUGGCUGAAGGUCGACUUAUUUUAGUUCUGGAGGGAGGUUAUAACCUGCAGUCCACAGCAGAGAGCGCUGCAGCCUGUGUCAGAGCUCUGCUGGGAGGAGCCUGUCCUCCUCUGACCCCGCCCACCGCACCCUCUGACAGCGCUCUGCAGUCCAUCUCUCAGACGGCCUCAGCUCUGUAUCCUCACUGGGCCUCUCUGCAAACACUGGAAGGCGGCCCAUUGGCUGAGAGUCGUGUCACGAGGGCCAAUCAACAAACCACAAAACGGAUGGAAGCGGCUCCCUUUGUUGCCCCGGUGACGGGUCUGGUUUAUGACGAGAGGAUGAUGGAGCACCAGAACAUGUGGGACAGAAAUCAUCCCGAACAGCCUCAGAGAAUCUUCAAAAUCUUCUCCAAACACCAGCAGCUGGGAUUGGUUGAUCGUUGCCAACGGAUACAAGCUCGCCUAGCAACAGAGGAGGAGCUGUCCAGGUGUCACAGUGUACAGCACAUAGAGCAGAUGAAGGCCACCGCAGUGAUGAAGCCCAGAGAGCUGCACAAACUGGGUCAAGAGUUCAACUCCAUCUUCAUCAACAACCACAGCUUCCAGUCGGCUCUGCUGGCUGCUGGAGGAUGUUUCUCUGCAGUGGAGCGAGUCCUCACAGGACAGUACUCCUCUCAGGUGAGUAAUGCCGUGGUCAUCGUUCGCCCUCCUGGUCAUCACGCCGAGAGAGACUCUCCAUGCGGAUUCUGUUUCUUCAACACGGCCGCUCUCGCCGCUCGUCACGCUCAGAAGCUAUCCCAUGAUGCACCUCUGCGCGUACUCAUCCUGGACUGGGAUGUUCAUCACGGCAACGGGACGCAGCACAUGUUUGAGGAUGACGACAGCGUCCUGUACGUCUCCCUCCAUCGCUAUGACAACGGGAUGUUCUUCCCGUCUUCAACAGACGCCGCUCCUGACCGGGUGGGCGUUUCGAAGGGGGCAGGAUUUAACGUAAACGUGGCAUGGAGCGGCGGGCAGAUGGGAGAUUCAGAGUACUUGGCUGCCUUUCACAGCGUUGUCAUGCCGAUCGCCACUGAGUUUAAUCCGGGUCUGGUUCUGGUGUCGGCCGGGUUUGAUGCAGCUCGGGGGGAUCCUCUGGGUGGAUAUCGUCUGACCCCUGAGGGAUACGCCCACCUCACACACCGGCUGAUGUCACUGGCAGGAGGGCGGGUCCUACUGAUACUGGAGGGAGGUUAUAACUUGACCUCCAUCUCUGAAUCCAUGGCAAUGUGCACCAGCGUGUUGCUAGGAGACCCUCUCCCCUCCUUAGUGACUCCCCUCCCCCCCCCGCAUUACCGCGCUGUGGCAACAAUCAAUGAAGUCAUCCGUCACCAUGCCCCCUACUGGCUAUCGCUGAGGAUACACAUCCCACAGUCGGUGCGAUCGUCCCUAACAGCCCUGAAGCAUCGUGGAAUACGUAGUUCUAAAGGAAAGGGCAGGAAGUCAGGGACAAGCAGCACAAACAAACCUCCGCUGCCCCCUGCAGGACCGGAGGGUUCCACGGAAGUUAGCAGUCUGGCGCUGCUCACCCAGGGAUUGGCUGGGUUGGACCUCAGCCAAAGCUCAGCCAAUUGCACUGCAGCUACAACAACGGUGGGGGGCGUGGCCUGCCUCACCCGGGACGAGACUGGUGAGCAGAGCCAAUCAGCAGAGAGCACUGUGCUGCCGUCUCAGACUGUUGCCCCUGGAGCUGGCGAAGCUAGCGCAGCAGGGGCGGAGCUAGAGACUGACGGAGCGCAUGGUUGGUCCAAAUCUGAGACGUGUCUGGAGCUGAUGUGUGGAGGACAGAAGGAAGCCCCUCAGUACGUGGUGGAGCCUCUGUCCUGGUGUCCUCACUUGGAUGCGGUUAAGCCCCUCCCCGCCUCUGGUAUAGAUGUCUUCCAGUCGUGUCAGGACUGUGGCUCUGGCGCUGAGAACUGGACCUGUCUCACCUGCUACCAGGUGUUUUGUGGUCGUUAUGUAAAUGAGCACAUGGUGACUCACGGGGUUGUGACCCAACACCCGAUGGUGCUGAGCUUCUGUGACCUGUCUGUGUGGUGCUACCUGUGUGAGGCCUACGUCCACCACCAGAUUCUGUUCAGAGCUAAAAACGCAGCUCACAGCGCCAAGUUCGGAGAGGAGAUCCCUCCAUGGAGCUGAGAGGAGGAGGAGGAGGAUGUGAAGAGGAGGAGGUACUACUCCUUUUUUAUUAGUCUUCCUCUUGGAUCCACUUUUUAAUCCGAGAAGCCUUUUCUUUUUUCACAUAAAUCUUUUUGACAGAAUGAGUGACGUCAUCAAUGGAACAUGCCCCUUUGAAGUUAUUAUUCAAUUUGAGCCAAUCAGCAGCCUGUAUGUCCUUAGUGUUGGUUUUCUAUCGCUCUACAACAACCUCGAAGUACAUGCAGAAAUAUCGCAUUUCUCCCCAAAUCCGUGAGGGGUCAUUGGUGAUGUUUAAUAUUUAGAAUGAGACUGUACUCAAAGCGCUGAUCAUCCGUGUGAACAUGAGGACCAAGAAGUUCUGUAGAAAUAUCCACAACAGGAAAAUGAGAGUUUAUAUCGUACUAAUGAUUUUAUUACCAUUCGUGAAGCUGAAAACUUGCUUGAGCUUUAUUUUGAAUCGUAGUUCCCUGUCAGGAGAAAUAUAAAAGUGAUUCAAAGUCAGUUGAGGUGCGCUUGAUUCGCUGACGGUGUCACAAGGCUUUUUGUUGGGUUUCUGAUGUUUUAUUACCAUUAAAAUGUUUGUCUUCACUUCUAUAUGAAUACGCCUUGUUAAGAAUUCUCAGGUUCAUGAACACGUUAAUGUUUCUGAGCAAUAAACAAAUGGUUGAACUACGAGGAGCUGAUUUUCUGUUUAAUAUUAUUCGGAAGGUCAAAGGUCUUCAGCAGCUUAUUUGAAAAAGUCAAAAGCUGAGUUUGUGUUGAAGAGCAUUCUGGGUAAUGAAGUAAUCAAUGAACUACAGAAACUACCAAAGUAAAAGUACCACAUUCACCAUUUCAGUUCAUUACAGAAGUAUCAUUGUUAAAGUAACAUUUGACAUUUGUUGGUCAUUUUAACAAAGGUCUCAUUGUUACUAAAAUGAUUGCAUUUUUGUUCGCUAAGGCUCAGAAUAAACAAAGUAAACAAUACUACCAGAGUACUACCAUUACCUGUUGGCCUGUGCACUUCAUUUUUUAAUUGUAUAUUCUAUUAAUU
Messenger RNA from Pungitius pungitius (ninespine stickleback), 5065 nucleotides. It is a transcript of the gene hdac6, whose product is annotated as histone deacetylase 6. Gene Ontology annotation, cellular component: histone deacetylase complex. Gene Ontology annotation, molecular function: zinc ion binding; transcription factor binding; histone deacetylase activity. Gene Ontology annotation, biological process: negative regulation of transcription by RNA polymerase II. Bases 787 to 4032 code for a protein of 1081 amino acids. Lineage: Eukaryota; Metazoa; Chordata; Actinopteri; Perciformes; Gasterosteidae. The record is from RefSeq and is a predicted model, not a curated record. The transcript is spliced from 30 exons.